AUGCAUGCGUUGCAAAGCCAUUCUCGGCGGGGCGGCCUUUGUUCGCUUCUUCGGCAUUCCUCUCAGCAGCUGCGCUGUCCGACCGUUCUGCUGCAGCCGUUCGUCACCCAACCUGUCCCUGACAAUAGGGGCAUAAGAAAAGUGGCUAUGGAAGCUGCGAAAGGCGGCGUUACGAGCGAGCUGGUGAAUUUCGUGGUGAGCACCGAAUAUGCCGACUUGCCGGCGGAAACCAUUGAGAUCGCCAAGCGGUGUAUAGUCGAUGGGACGGCAGUGAUGAUGGCGGGAUCGGUCGAACCGGCGUCGACGAUCCUGCGCGAACUGGCGGUGGAUAAUGGCGGCGCGGAGCACGCCCGCACCCUCGGCAAAGGGUCCAUGAAAGUCCCGGUUCACAUAGCCGCCCAGAUCAAUGGCAUGUCCGGCCACGCGCUGGAUUGGGACGAUACCGCACUGUCGGAGGAGAAAGACCGGUCGGUGCUGAUCCAUCCGACCAUGCAACCGCUCUGCGCUUGCUAUGCGCUGGGUGAGCACCUGGGUUCGUCGGCCCAGGACUUUCUGACCGCCUUCAUACUGGGGUUCGAGGUCCAAGUGAAGAUCGCGGAGUCCAUCAGUGCAGAGCACUUCACCGGUGGGCGAGGCUUUCACAGCAGCGGCACCAUCGGCAUCUUUGGCGCUGCCAUGGCCUCGGCAAAGUUGAUGGGCUUGGAUGCGAAGCAAACCGCCAACGCCAUGGCGAUUGCAUCGACCAUGUCGGCAGGGGUUGGCGCCAACCACGGCACUAUGUCGAAACCGCUGAAUAUGUCGCGCGCGGCGGAAAACGGUGUCACAGCGGCGCGAUUUGCUGCCCGUGGCAUGACCGGUCCAGCCAAUGCCUUGGAAGCGGGCCGGGGCUUCUUCGAGGCUUUCGGCGGAAGCUAUGACCCAGAAAAGAUCAUCGGGCGCAUGGGCAACCCCUACGCCAUUGUCUAUCCGGGCACCUCCAUCAAGCCCUAUCCGAGCGGCGUCGUGGGCCAUCCGGGCAUGGAUACCAUGAAGAAGCUGGUGGAAAAGCACAACAUCCAGCCGGACCAAGUGGAGAAGAUCAAGGUCCUGACCGGCUCUAACGUUAUCAAGCCGGGCCCGCUGCGGAUUCUGCAUGCGAACAGCGAGCUAGAGGCCAAGUUCUGCGUGGCCUUCCAAAUGGCGAGCAUUGUCCUGCGCCGGAAGGCCGGGCUUUCGGAGUUCACGGACGCGUUCGUGCAAUCGCCGGAAUGCCAGGAGAUGCAGACCAAGGUAGAGGUCGCCAUUGAUCCAGAGAUUGAUGCGCUGGGCAAGGGCAGGAUCGUUUCAAAGAUCUAUCUCACCACCAAGGACGGUCAGACCUACUUCGAGGAGUCCGAUCUCCACUAUCGCGGAGGACCGAAAAACCCGCUGACGUGGGAUGAGGUGUCGGAGAAGUUCCUGGAUGCGUCGCAGUACGUCCUGCCGUCCGACAAGUCACGGGCCUUCCUCGACCUCGCCAGGGACUUUGAGACGCUCGGCAGUCUCAGUGAGUUGAUGGACAAGGUGACCGCCUGA
This is a messenger RNA of Symbiodinium natans, 1554 nucleotides long. The record is from the annotation of a GenBank genome assembly. NCBI's taxonomy places the organism in Eukaryota, Dinophyceae, Suessiales, Symbiodiniaceae.